Messenger RNA from Durio zibethinus, 1344 nucleotides. Its product is annotated as 11-beta-hydroxysteroid dehydrogenase-like 4A. Gene Ontology annotation, cellular component: cytosol. Lineage: Eukaryota; Viridiplantae; Streptophyta; Magnoliopsida; Malvales; Malvaceae. The record is from RefSeq and is a predicted model, not a curated record. Gene Ontology annotation, molecular function: oxidoreductase activity.
UUCUCACCAAAAUCGUGCAUUAGAUAUUAAGGUUAACAAGGAAGAUUUGGAUCAAAAAAUUAUUAAUUAUCUUGUGGUCGUAAGAGAUACCACCAUUUCCGAACUCUUCUUGGGGUCGUAGGCGCUAUGGAAAUCAACAAGUUAUUGAACAUUGUCUUUCCCCCUCUAUUUGUAAUUGCACUUCUUUUCAUCUUACCACCAUUCCUUGUUUUGAAGCUUCUUUUUUCCACUCAAAGGUUUGUGUUCAAAGAAAACGUUGCAGGUAAAGUAGUACUCAUCACGGGGUCAUCUUCGGGCAUUGGUGAGCAUCUUGCUUAUGAGUAUGCUAGAAGGGGAGCUCGUCUAUCCCUCGUAGCCAGAAGAACAGAUCGUCUUCAAAAAGUAGCUGAUAAAGCCAGACAGUUGGGGUCCCCUGAUGUAAUUGUGAUCACUGCAGAUGUAUCCAAGAUCGAGGAUUGUAAGCGAUUUGUUGACAUGACAGUGAACCACUUCGGGCAGUUGGAUCAUCUGGUGAACAAUGCUGGGGUUGCUCACGGGACAUUUUUUAAAGAAACCCGCAAUAUAUCUGAUUUGGUCCCUAUUAUGGACAUAAAUUUUUGGGGUUCAGUAUAUGGUACCCAUUUUGCAGUUCCAUACCUAAGAAAAAGCAAAGGGAAGAUUAUUGUGAUAUCUUCAGCUGCUGGAUGGCUCUACCCUCCAGGAGCUACAAUCUACAGUGCAAGCAAGGCAGCUCAAAUAGGUUUAUACGAGUCAUUGAGGAUUGAAUGUCCAGAAAUUGGCAUAACCAUUGUUACUCCUGGUUUUGUUGAGUCAGAAAUGACCCAACGGUUUCGUCCAGCUAAGUACCUAAAAAACGAGCCAACGGAUGACUGUGCCAAGGCAAUUGUUGAAAGCACUUGCCGUGGAGAUAUGUACCUGACAGAGCCAUUCUGGAUGAGGCCAUUGUUUCUGGUAAAGGUACUUUGUCCUGAGCUAUGGGACUGGACUUGCUACUGGCUGAUCGUCCAUAGACGAAGGGCUUUGGAUAAAAACGCAUAGCCGGGGUAUCUUAAAUUCGGAAGGAAAUCCCUGUCUCAGCAGUCUGCCUUCGGAGAUUGAAUAUGGCUAGCUAGUUUCAUCAAAACAACAUUUUCUAUUUAAACUUUCGGAUUAAAGGCUUUUCCUUUCUUUUCUCCUUUCUAUCCUCCCUGCCAAACAAGCUCCUGCAAUGAUGCGGGGUGGAGCUUUACCUCAAUAAUAGACAAGGGAAUACUUUUGUUCCACUGGACAACAAAGAAUUACUUUGAAUUUUUGAAUGUUCAGUUAGUUUUUGUAGUCAAUAAACAAAACUGUUGGGUUUUUUAA